UGGCAUCCUAAGCUCUCGCAACCCAUCUGCUUCUAGCCAGUGAUGUAAAUGUACCAGCUGUUUGUAAAGAACCACUCUGUGUAGUGCAGGAGGCUGGUCCCUUUACCUUACAUCAGCCUGCUUCCCAGCAUAAGUCACUGUCUCGCCAUCCAUGCUGGCUGCAUUGUCUCUAAACCUUCCACAUCUCUACCAAUCUGACAUCCAAAUGAACUAAUCCUCUUACAGGUCAAUGAUUUUUUUUUUCUUCCUGUUCUCCAGCGUUGCUUUAGUAUGACAUUUCAAUCAUGACGUGCUACAUCUGAUCAAACCAAGCAGCAAAACCAUCUGAGAAUAACACUUAUCUAUCAUAGAAGCUGGAAGCCUUUUUUCGUGUAAUAGCAGCGAAAGAAAUUGGUGAGGAGGAAGCCAUAUCCACGCUGUGCUCAAAAUGAAGGCUCUUCUGUUAUUGGUUCUACCUUGGCUAAGCCCUGCCAACUAUAUAGACAAUAUGGGCAAUCUACAUUUCCUCUAUUCUGAACUGUGUAAAGGUGCAUCACACUACGGCCUUACUAAAGAGCGGAAAAGACGUUCACAGGAUGGCUCCCCAGACUGCAGCUCGUCCCUAGACUUAACCGUAGCAGCAUUGUCUUCUGAACUAUCAGCUGCCUCAGCUGCAGCCUUAGUACCUGAGGAAACGGGUCAGGAUAACCCUGUAUACAGCUCACCCACAGGAGACAGCCAUUUGGGAAGUGCAUCUGAAGAACAUUGCAGAAUUAAUCGGAACAGGAGUCGUAACUUUGAGCGCACCACUGUCAGGAGUCUGUCAUUUAAGAAGCUGAACCGGGCUCUCAGCGUACUGCGAAGAACGAAGAGUGGAAGUGCUGUUCUGCAUUCCUCUGACAGGGACCAUGGGAUCCUGCAAAAUGCAAAUGUCACAGAAGAUUGUAUAGUACUACCAAGUCUGGCCCACCUUAUUCCAGAUGGAGAAAUUACUUGCAUUAAAAUCAAUCGCUCCGACUCGAGUGAAUGUCUUGGCAUCAGGAUCGUUGGUGGGAACGAAACUCCUCUGACUCAGAUAAUCAUACAACACAUCUACCAAGAUGGGGUCAUUGCUCGAGAUGGGAGACUUCUUCCAGGAGAUAUGAUCUUAAAGGUGAAUGGCCUCGACAUCAGCAAUGUGCCUCACUAUUAUGCACUUUCCAUCCUCAGACAGCCCUGCCAGGUGCUGAAGCUUACAGUUCUCAGGGAACAGAGGUACAAAUGUAGAAGCAAUGGUAUCAUCACAGACUCACAUUCCCCUCGGGAUGACAGCAUACAUGUUGUGUUAAGUAAAAGCAGCCAAAAUGUGCAGCUUGGGAUGAAGUUGGUCCGAAAAAGAGAUGAGCCUGGAAUCUAUAUAUUUAACUUACUGGAAGGAGGAGUAGCAGCUCGAGAUGGUUAUUUGCAGGAAAAUGAUCGGGUUCUGACAAUUAAUGGCCAUGAUGUACGGAACGGGACCCCAGAAAUUGCAGCUCAACUCAUACAGGCCAGCGAGGAAGGGGUUUACUUUGUUGUUUCACGACAGACCAGACAUCAGACCCCUGAUAUCUUACAGGAGGCUGGAUGGCAUAACAACAGCAGCCCUCCAUCAUGCCCCAGUGAGAGAAACCAUUUUAACAAGAAUACUAACCGAACAGUACUGUAUGUGGAGAAGGUUGUAAAUAUUGUUAAAGACCAUACAGAGUCAUUGGGCAUGACAGUGGCAGGCGGAGUAUCGAAUUGGGAGUGGGACCUGCCUAUUUUUGUCACAAGUGUGGACCCCGAUGGAGUUAUUGGGAGAGAUGGAAGAAUAAAAACAGGUGACAUUUUACUGAAUGUCAAUGGUGUAGACCUAACAGGAGUCAGCCGUAGUGAGGCUGUGUCACUAUUAAAAAACUCUUCUUCCUCAUGUGUGGUUCUGAGAGCCCUGGAAACAAAAGAGUACGAGCCAGAGGAAGACAUCAGCAGCAAUUCCUUGCUUAUGGAGCCAGUCCAAAAUGGCUUUGAGAACAGAGAAUGGUCACCAGUCUGGGUCAUGUGGCUGAAGCUGCCUCGGUAUUUACACAGCUGCAGAGAAAUCGUGCUGAGGAGGAAUACAGCAGGGAGCCUGGGCUUUAGCUUUGUAGGAGGUUCGGAGGAUUGCAACCAGAACAAGCCAUUCUUUAUUAAAUCCAUACUGGAGGGCACCCCUGCUUACAACGACGGAAGAAUAAGGUGUGGUGAUAUACUCAUGGCUGUAAAUGGGAGAUGCACAUCGGGAAUACCCUAUAACCUCCUAGUAAGGAUGUUAAAAGAACUGAGAGGAAGAGUGGUACUUACCAUUGUGUCAUGGCCCGGGUCCUUCUUGUAGUGCGUCACUGACACUUAUCUUACAUUCCACAUGACGUUUUAAUUCUCACAUGUUCUGAAUACCGGUAUUAUGUACAUUUUUUUUUUAAACACUUGUUUGUCAAUGGGUUGUAAAUGAUCACAGAUGUGUUUCUCAUGCAUGCAAAAAAAAAACAAAAAAAAAAAAAAUGUGUUCUUAUUA
Hyla sarda is the source of this 2527-nucleotide messenger RNA. RefSeq names its product ligand of numb-protein X 1 (gene LNX1). The transcript has 10 exons. Lineage: Eukaryota; Metazoa; Chordata; Amphibia; Anura; Hylidae. Gene Ontology annotation, cellular component: cytoplasm. Gene Ontology annotation, molecular function: protein binding; ubiquitin-protein transferase activity. Bases 428 to 2347 code for a protein of 639 amino acids. Gene Ontology annotation, biological process: ubiquitin-dependent protein catabolic process. The record is from RefSeq and is a predicted model, not a curated record.